AUGACCCUCCAUAAUAAUCUCAGCACAGAAAGGCUCAUAUACCACCAGCAGGACUCCAUACGCGCGACGCUUCAAGACUUCGGGAUCCAGAUUGAUUCCCAGGAAUUGCUAGCAAUUGAGGAUGACUCUGUGGACAGUACAUAUUCAUUUUGCAGCUGGAAAUCUGCACCCGAUAACCGUUCAAGAAUUCCAUACAGAAACAUCCUCUGGGUACAGCCUGUCAUUGAUGAAACGGGCCAGGUCCAAGAAGACGACUUGGAAAUCACAUACGUCAAACCAAAGGGCAAGUUGUCGCUCGAGCCAGUCACCUUGCGUAUUCUGAUCCAAAACUACCGUGCUCUCUAUAACAAUCUCCAGGAAUUAUCUAAUUCAAUACUAGCUAAAUCCUACAAGAACCAUAUCGUGAAACCGUCAGUCUUGGUGAUUAUAAAUCCUCACGGUGGUCAAGGAAAGGCUUUGAAGAUCUACAAUACGGAAAUAAAGCCAAUUUUAAAGGCGGCCAGAGCCAAGAUUACUAUUCAGGAAACAAGUUACCACAAGCAUGGAAUCGAUAUCGGGCGUGAACUAGAUAUCUCCAAGUACGAUGUAAUAGCAUGUUGUUCAGGAGAUGGAAUCCCGCAUGAAAUCAUUAACGGUUUUUACGAAAGGCCAGAUAAGGGCGUGUCUGCUUUCAACAAAAUAGCCAUCACCCAACUUCCGUGUGGCUCUGGUAAUGCCCUUUCUCUCAGUACCCAUGGAAGUAAUGAUGCUUCCAUGGCUACUUUUCAUAUGUUAAAGGCAAAGAGAACUAAGCUUGACCUCAUGGCUGUGACUCAAGGUGUAGGUCCUAACGAGAAAAUCAAGUUAUCCUUCUUGACGCAAUGUUAUGGUGUUAUUGCGGAUGCUGAUAUUGGCACGGAACAUUUGAGGUGGAUGGGGGCGAUCAGAUUUGAUGUUGGGGUUUUACACGGUAUUUUGGCAAGAAGAAAGUUUCCCUGUGAAUUGUAUGUCGAUUUCUUGACCAAUUCAAAACAAGAACUCUCUGCCCAUUUCGACACUUAUCACCAGAAUUCAAAUUCGACAGCAGCUCGCAUAGAACAUCAUUCACAAGAUGAUGGUGAAUUGCCACUAUUGAAUGAAGAGCGGUUGCAAGUCAAGGGACCAAAAUUGAACCAUCCACCACCUGAAUCAUGGACUAAAAUAAGCCAAAACAUAUCGGACAAUGUCAACAUUCUCUACGUAGGUAAGAUGCCAUAUAUUUCCAACGAUGUCCAGUUUUUUCCAGCAGCUCUACCAAAUGACGGAUCUAUGGACAUGAUCCUCACAGAUACUAAAACCUCUGUAAUGGAAACCGCUUCCAUUCUCAUGUCCUUAGACAAGGGAUUGCAUGUUCAUAACGAAAAAGUACAUCAUGCUAAGAUUUCGUCUUACAGAUUGAUUCCAAAGAUACCGCGGAAUGAGCAGCAUUAUAUUUCAGUGGAUGGAGAAAGUUUUCCAUUCGAACCGUUACAGGUCGAAGUUCUACCAGGAGUACUCACGGGCUUGCUACAAGGUGGAAAUUUUGUUGAUACGUGCUUUUCACGUUAG
Messenger RNA from Scheffersomyces stipitis CBS 6054, 1566 nucleotides. It is a transcript of the gene LCB4, whose product is annotated as sphinganine kinase. The transcript is spliced from 2 exons. The coding region runs from base 1 to 1566 and encodes 521 amino acids. Gene Ontology annotation, cellular component: intracellular membrane-bounded organelle; cytoplasm; membrane. NCBI's taxonomy places the organism in Eukaryota, Fungi, Ascomycota, Pichiomycetes, Serinales, Debaryomycetaceae. Gene Ontology annotation, biological process: sphingosine biosynthetic process. The record is from RefSeq and is a predicted model, not a curated record.